AGCAGCUCCUUGUCUUCUUCUGUGCUUUCUUUGCAAGAAAAGUCUGUAUCAAACAGAACCAUGAAACACAGCACGGCUCUGCUCCUGCAUCUCCUCCUGGGCUCAUGUUCAGCCUACACUUACCAAAACGUGGCCAUACGUGGAAAAGCAACCCAGUCAACCCAGGCUGACAGCACAUAUUCAAUGGCUGGCAAUGCCAUCGAUGGAAACCGAGAUCAUGACUUGAACUCUGGAUCAUGUACGCACACUUUAUCCCAGACCAACCCCUGGUGGAGAGUAGACCUGCUGGACUCCUACAUCGUCACCUCCCUCAUCAUCACCAACAGAGGAGACAGUGCUGCAGAGAGACUCGACGGGGCCCAGAUUCACAUUGGAAACUCUUUAGAUCACAAUGGAGUAGCAAACCCACAGGUUGCAGUAAUCCCUCAUAUUCCAGCUGAAAGGUUUUUAAAAAUUCCCUUAACCAAACUUGUGGAGGGACGUUAUGUGACUGUGACUCUGACUGGACAUGACAAGAUCCUUAGCCUCUGUGAAGUGGAAGUGUACGGAUACCGUGCACCAACAGGAGAGAACCUUGCACUCAAAGGAAAAGCCACACAGUCAUCAUUUUAUGACGCAGAAGGCGUUGCAUACAAUGCCAUUGAUGGGAAUCGUAACAAUGACCGGGCUGUUGGGUCCUGCACUCACACCAAACAUGACUUUGGUCCCUGGUGGCGACUGGAUCUGAUAAAUACCCAUAGAGUGUUUUCUGUUAAGAUCACAAACCGCAGAGAUUCCCGGUUCUCCUCACGACUGAACGGAGCAGAGAUUCGUAUUGGAGAUUCUAUUGACAACAAUGGCAACAGCAAUUCCAGGUGUGCUGUGAUUGAAAACAUCCUGGCGGGUGUUACUGUUGAAUUCCAGUGUAAUGGGAUGGAUGGUCGCUAUGUAAACAUCGUUAUCCCUGGUAGACAUGAGUACCUGACCCUGUGUGAGGUGGAGGUUUAUGGCUCUGUCCUGUAUUAG
Messenger RNA from Cheilinus undulatus (humphead wrasse), 1005 nucleotides. RefSeq names its product fucolectin-1-like. The transcript is spliced from 6 exons. The record is from RefSeq and is a predicted model, not a curated record. Lineage: Eukaryota; Metazoa; Chordata; Actinopteri; Labriformes; Labridae. Bases 61 to 1005 code for a protein of 314 amino acids.